ACAGUAGCAAAUUCACUCUUCCAAAUUCUGUUGCCUUUUUCCCUACACUUUGAUAUUCUUUAAUCCCUCAAACUACGGAUUCCGAUUAAAUUCCCCCGCGUUUUUCUGCUCGACGUUCCCGUCUCAAGAACGCUUUUUCUCCUAUUCCCUUUCCCUUUUUCUCUCUCGUUCCGUUCCAUUCCAUUCUCCAGAAGAAACGCUGCGAAAAUGGGGAGUGGCAAGACCAGAUGGAAGCUCUCCUUUCACAGGUCCACGUUUCUCAGGAAGCAUCUUACGAUUCCCACUGAGUUCUUGUGUCCAAUCUCCCGUUCGUUAAUGGCGGACCCUGUUAUCGUCUCCUCCGGCCAUACCUUCGAGCGCAACUGCGUGAAUGCUUGUAAGUCUCUGUGUUUUACGCCGGUUUUGCACGAUGGAUCGGCGCCGGAUUUCUCCGCCGUUAUUCCGAAUUUGGCGCUCAGGUCUGCUAUUCUGAACUGGUGUGAGUCUUCGCUUCUGGAAUCUCCGGCGCCUAUCGAUUUUCUCUCGGCGGAGAAGCUCGUGCGUGCGUUAAUGGAUUCUCAGAGCCGCGGGACGGAGAAACAUAGCGAUUGCGAGGUUUUGAAGGAGUUUAGUGAGUCCCGUACGAGUUCUGAGGAGGAAUCAGCGGUGGCCCCCGCUAGCGGGCCCACUACGCCGCUGACGAGGCGGCCGGCGUGUUACUCGUCGUCGUCUUCGUCGUGUGAUUUGGAAGCUCUGCACGCGAAUUCUCUGGACGAGGAUGAGUUUGUAGCGAAGCUGAAGAGUUCGCUCGUGUUUGAGCAGGAGGAAUCGGUUAUUUCGCUCCGGAAGGUGACCCGAACGCGGGAGGAGACGCGCGUGCAUCUUUGCACUCCGAGAAUACUCGCCGCUCUCCGGCCGCUCAUCGUCUCCAGAUACGCCGCCGUCCAGGUGAACGCCGCGGCGGCGCUGGUGAAUCUGUCGUUGGAGAAUCGGAACAAAGUGAAAAUCGUGCGAUCCGGAAUCGUUCCGCCGCUGAUCGACGUGCUGAAAGGCGGUUCUCCGGAAUCGCAGGACCACGCCGCCGGCGCGCUCUUCAGUCUAGCCCUAGACAAUCAGAACAAAACCGCAAUCGGCGUUCUCGGAGCUCUCCCUCCGCUUCUACAUUCUCUCCGUUCAGAAUCCGAACGGACACGACACGACGCCGUUCUCGCGCUCUAUCAUCUCUCUUUAGUCCAAAGCAAUAGGGAUAAACUGGUGAAACUCGGCUCCGUUCAAGCCCUAAUUGCGAUGGUGAAAUCCGGCCAUAUGACAACCCGCAUUCUCCUAGUUCUCUGCAAUCUCGCCGCCAGUCCGGAAGGCCGCGCCGCCAUGCUCGACGGCGGUGCCGUGGAGUGUUUCACCAGUAUUCUAAAACGAGAGGAACUUGAUUCAGACUCCAUUACCACUAGAGAGAGCUGUGUUACUGCACUGUAUGGUCUCAGCCAUGGCGGAUUGAGAUUCAAGGGGCUAGCAAAGGAAGCUGGAGCAGAGGAAAUUCUGAUGAAGGUGGAAGCAAAUGGCAGUGAACGCUCCAGGGAAAAGGCCAGGAGGAUACUGGAAGUGUUGAGACAGAAGGAUGAAGAAGAUGAAGAAGUGGACUGGGAAGAACUGCUCAACUCUGAAGAUGAUAGUAGCCAGAGAGUGUAAACCCAGUUCUUGAUUCAGUUUGGUUAUGGUUUUGUAUCUGCUGCAGUGCUGCUAAUUUGGUUCUUUCUGGGGGGAAUUGGGUUGUAAUUAUCUUCAAGUUUUUUGCUUGCUUAGAUGCUGAUAGAGUGGUAAUGGCUUCCGGGUUUUGGCUAUCUCAGCCAUCAGAGUAAAUAAUAUUUUGCUGAAGCUGUAAAUAAAGAUUGUUUUGGGGUGGGGGGGAUUUGGGAACAGAAUUUUAUUGAAAGAAUCCAUUUUGAGCUGUAUGUUUUAUUGCUUGUGGUUUCUUGUUACGCAUCUGGCUUGUAUGAUUUCUGUUGAAACUAAUCCAGUUGAACUUUGGUUGAGUUCUGGGAGGAUACUCUCCCGGACCCGAAUGAAACUUCGAACUUUGGUUGGGUUAAGUGUUAACUCUUGAUCUGAA
Messenger RNA from Ipomoea triloba (trilobed morning glory), 2086 nucleotides. Its product is annotated as U-box domain-containing protein 40-like. Bases 208 to 1665 code for a protein of 485 amino acids. Gene Ontology annotation, cellular component: nucleus; cytoplasm. Gene Ontology annotation, molecular function: protein binding; ubiquitin-protein transferase activity. The record is from RefSeq and is a predicted model, not a curated record. Gene Ontology annotation, biological process: protein ubiquitination. The transcript has a single exon. NCBI's taxonomy places the organism in Eukaryota, Viridiplantae, Streptophyta, Magnoliopsida, Solanales, Convolvulaceae.